Molecule: messenger RNA, 499 nt
Organism: Hibiscus syriacus
Lineage: Eukaryota; Viridiplantae; Streptophyta; Magnoliopsida; Malvales; Malvaceae
Product: copper transport protein ATX1-like
Exons: 3
Coding region: 102-344 (80 amino acids)
Molecular function (GO): metal ion binding
Source: RefSeq, a predicted model, not a curated record
CCACAAUUAUUUUAUAAAUUUCGACCUUGCUGCUUCAUACCAACGCUAAACAAUAUCUUCUCCUUCCUCUUCCUCUGUUUAUUUUUCCAAAGCUAAAAGCCAUGUCUCAGACUGUUGUUCUCAAGGUUGGUAUGUCAUGCCAGGGAUGUGUUGGAGCUGUGAAGAGAGUUCUGGGAAAAAUGGAAGGUGUAGAAUCAUAUGACAUAGAUUUGGAGCAGCAGAAAGUGACUGUGAAGGGCAACAUCCAGCCCGAUGCCGUUCUGCAGACCGUGUCGAAGACCGGAAAGAAAACUGCCUUCUGGGAAGCCGAAGCAAAGCCCACGGAGGCUGUUGCUGCGGCGUAAUCUGUUUCCGGGUUUGCUUGAUGGAUCGCUGUGCAAUAUUAGCUUUGUUAAAACUUACUGCAGUUUGUAUGGAUUGUAGAACAUGUAUACUUACUUCCCUUUAACAUGGAAGCUAAAAUAAGUUGAUGGGUGCUUUUCAUUUUGCUUUCUCGUGA